This is a messenger RNA of Actinia tenebrosa (Australian red waratah sea anemone), 2231 nucleotides long. RefSeq lists its product as uncharacterized. The record is from RefSeq and is a predicted model, not a curated record. Lineage: Eukaryota; Metazoa; Cnidaria; Anthozoa; Actiniaria; Actiniidae.
UUUCUAAGAAAGACUCUGAUACACAGCUAGCUGGAACGUCCAUACAAACUUCCCUAAUACAUGAAUUCACUACUUCAAAUGACCAGUGUACUAUUAUUAUAGUGCUUGCAAAGGUUUUACAGAGACUCAGAUAUUGUCUUCUUUUCCGACUGAACGUUUAAACUUAACUUGGUGGCUGCCCCCUGCACGAUAUCUCCUCUACGAUGAUUGCUCAUUUUUAUACAGCCUUUUCGAUUAGCUCUAAUGCAACAGCUCAAGCUCCAACCACAGGGGUUAUGACGGACGUAUCUUUGGCUUCGAGUGUUAUUCUCACUGUAAUGUCAAGCGUUUUGUUCUCGUCUGCCUCUGCCGUCUUGUUCCUGUAUUACUGGAGACGACUUGGAAGAGCAUUAGUCGAAACAAGAAUUGGCCUUGUCAUUUUCUUUCUAGGCGCUUUGCUAACCGCUAUCACAACUCUCGGAUGCUAUAAACGCGACAAAGUCUACGGCGUCUACACACUUUUCAUCGAGAUUUCUAUUGGUAUUAUUCUUAUGAUUGCAGGAGUUGUCUCGCUAUUUGAGCGACAGAGUCCAGAAAGAGAGAUAGACGACUAUGGGCGGCCUUUGAUUCCUGUCGGUCACACACAUGGUAGUACGGGGAUAGUCAUAUGGGUGAUCACCAUUCCUCUCAGCGCUCUAGAGAUGUUAUUUGCCAUUGGCGCAGCUACCAAGGCUCCUGCACCCGUGUAUGCUACAGUUGAGUUCGUUUCUUUAACCCAGAAGCUCGUUCAAGCGUCUAUUUACUACUUCAGUUUACGCCAUAAAGUGCCAAGUCCUUUGAUGCGAAUGGGUUGCUCAUGGUUUUUGAAAACAAUUUCGCUAUUGAACUUUGCUAUGUGGAUCGACUCCAUCGUCACCACCCACACUGAUAACGCAUUUGCCAUGGAGCUUUUUGGAAAAGGCUUCUCUAUCGUGAAAUCUGCCUACAAUGCCUUACUUAUUGACUACCGCCUUCUCUGCAGCUUGCUAUUCCUGGAACAUGUGUUUGAGCUCGAAGACACGAGGGAUAACAGUAUAGAGGCCCCUUACGACUUGUUCGACGAGCCACGCCCCGACAGAGAGACAAUGAACAGUACAUCAGUUAACGUUGAGGUCGUUCACUACUCUGGUUAUGGCUACAUGAUAGGGCUUAUUUGCGUGGGUCUGCAGUUAGUCAAUGGGUUGCAAUACCUAGACUUUGUUGGAGACUGGUCGAACAUUUUUCCUAUCUUGGCCGACUUUGCGGUCAUUUUAUUUGGUCUAUUGCUUUUGGGCGGCAGCUCUCCAAUUGAAAACAACCACAGAAAAUGGCGGGAAACUGAAUCAAAAGCAAUAGACAUCAUGGUAGGUUUUAUGGGUGCUGUUGGGUUCGUUUUCUGGUUGAUGAAAUCCUCCUUUUGUUUUCUGUGGACAUUUUCUACCAUGUCGAAACCUGCUGACAAGGCGACAAAAUCCUAUUUGGCAUGGACUUCUGUGAAGGACCUGGUGCGUGCUAUUGGGAUGUUAUUCCAGCUUCACUUCUUUGUCAAGAUGGGUCCACAUUACUCCAGGAACAUCGGUCGUCGCAUGUACCAUCUUCUAGUUCCAGCAAUCAUGCUGGCGCUUCUGUCAAUUUUCGUAGCAUGUGUAAUCGACCAGUAUAAUGGACGUGUGGAACACUUGAUCAACCAAUCCCAUCUUGACCCGUCUAUAACCUCAUUCUUCGAAGCUGCCGCACCUAUUCAUCUUGGCUUCUCUCUUCACAUGUUUCUGCAUUUUUACAUCAUUAAACGUAAAAUGAGCUCGCUGCAGUAUGUACACCCAAGACGUGAUGUUCAUUUCUCUCAGGUUACUGAGUCUUAUGGCUCAAAUGAAAGUGGGAAUGGAAUGAAUGAAAGAGAUGAAAGGGAAUCACAUAUAUACUCAAACACUUGAGUGGCAGCAAAUCUCCAAAAUUAUAAACAUUUUCAUCACUCUACCCACGCAACGUUUCUCUCUCCAAAACGUUGCGUGACAGACCUUAUGAACGUCUGCUGAGGAGGCUAAGAUACCAUAUGUACUAAGGGUGUAACAGGAAACCCAAUAUUGCAAAAUACUAGUCUUUUAUGUAACAGAGCUUUAAACUACUUUACAGUCAGACUCUGCUCUGAAGCCUGACCUUGUGUCAUGCAUGUAGUAACUAGGGGGCUAGCUAGAGUACAAACACUAUAAGUGUGUAACAUAAAUACCACUAAA